This is a messenger RNA of Adineta steineri, 1116 nucleotides long. The record is from the annotation of a GenBank genome assembly. Lineage: Eukaryota; Metazoa; Rotifera; Eurotatoria; Adinetida; Adinetidae.
AUGGACACUAAUAGUAAUAUAUAUGAAUUAGAGACGAGUAGUUACGAUGAAGAUAUUGGUCAAGUAACAGAAAGUCAGUCAAUUCCGGCCUAUGCUGAUGUUCAAACAUAUCCUUGUACGAAUUGUGGCCGUCGUUUUAAUAAUGAAUCUCUAAGAAAACAUCAACCAAUAUGUAAAAAAACAUCACGACAAUCUCGAAAAGUAUUUGAUACUGGUAAACAACGUGCUACAGAUUCUGAUGUACCAUAUCAAGCAACUAGAGAAACUACACAGUUUUAUCAAGAGGGUAUAAAACCUAAAUCAAAUACUCCAAAAGCAAAAACAAGUAAUUGGCGCGAGGGUCAUAAUGCACUUGUUCAUACAAUUCGUCAAGCUCGACAAAUAACACAAGCUAUUGAUGACGGUGUUCCAUUACCUAAACAUGUACCCUCACAAGUUCCAUCUGAUUAUAUUCAAUGUGAAUAUUGUCAACGUCAUUUUAAUAAAUAUACAGCUGAACGACAUAUUCCUUUUUGUGAAACACAGUAUAAACGAAAGCAAAUGAAUUAUCCAACAAUGAAUAAUAUACGUACACCUCCUGAAAAUCUUAGCCGACAAAGAUAUGUAAAUCAACCAGAACAUCAAAUUAAUUCAGCAUCAUCAAAAUUAGUUUCAAAACGACCUCAAAAAAUUAACAAUGAAAAAGAUUAUCAGAGACCACCAAUAAAUCCUAAUGGAUUUAAACCAACAAUUGUCAACGAACCAAGAAAGAAUCCGCCAUCGAAAUAUACUAAUCAACGAAUAAUUAAAACACGUAACGCAACAGGAAAUUAUUUACGUAAUAUAACAGGUCCUGGUCGAACACCCGAUAAUAAUCGUUUUAAUACAAUGGAAGAUACUGAUCAAGAACAACAGACAUAUAGUACAGGAUCACGUCAACAACAACGUAUGACACACGUUAAGACUAAAACACCAGGUCCAACUCUUCGACCAACACAUGUAAAUGGUGGACUCCAACAGCAGAAAAUAAAAAUACCACCAGCAGCAAAACAUUGCCAUGAAUGUGGUGAAGCUUUUCCUGUUGAAACGGCAAAAUUCUGUUGUAGUUGUGGCGAAAAACGUUUCGGUAUUGCAUAA